GGAACCACCAACAGACCGGAGUGAAGGGGCGGCGAAGGAAAAAGAGAGAGAAAGAGUAUAAGAGAGAGAGCCAGAGGAGAGGAGCUAGCGAGGAGAGAAGAUAGAGCAGAGAGACGAUAGGAGGAGAGGAGCCAAGAGAAAAGAACCAAGAGGGAAGGACCAAGAGAGCACGUGUUCAGGAACAGGCCCUUUUAAAACUCUGCUGGAGGGCAGGCAGGGAAGCAGGAGCAGCGAAUCCCAUUAGGAUGGGGGUGGAGCCUGGCUCAGGUAGCUGGGCCAUGCGGCCACCUGGCUAAAACUGCACCAGUUUCCUAACAGCUUGGAUCUGUAUGAUGUUGAGCAAGCUUCUUAAACGUUCCAAGCUGCUUUUCUGUACAGUUGGUGAUGUAACAUUUCUACCCCUUAUCAGAUUGUUGUAUCAGAACAGAUACAGUGCCAUGACUGUCACUCCAUCGCUGGUAGCUGUGCUGUUUUAACAAUGCUCUCUCCCUAACACAAGUUUCAAACUCCUCUUUGGGAAUGGAGUCACAGAAUCGCGUACUGUGAAGAGACUCUAAAAUCCCGUCUGCAUACAACGCUUGCAUCCCUUCUGUAACACUGAGAAUCAGUGGUCUGUUCCAGCAUUGCUGAUAGCAUAUCUAGGGACAGGAAGUUCACUGCUGUCUUAAGUGGCCACUCCAUGUUUGGUCUCUGUAUGUUAGAAGGUUCUUUCUUGAACUGAAUCCAAAUCUGCUUCCCUGUGACCUCUCUCCAGGGGUCUGGACAGGGCCUCGUGCCCUUCCUGCCUCUUCCAUGUGAGAGCCCUCAUGGGGCUUGAAGUCAUUUUCCCACUGCCAUUCACUCACCUAGAGUUGGAAAGCUUGUAUCUUCAGCCUUCCUGACAAUAAUUAAGAGAUAAAUUCAUCAAUCAAGUAACAAUCUCAGCAUAUGUACCUCAUAGCACAGCUUGACAACAUGAAGUCAAAAGUGUUGGUGGGAGACUUGAAUAACAGUAGGAGCUGUCAUUUACUGAUUCGCUGACUGCAAUCGGUGCUAGAGAUACACAGGGUUGGACAGGUCCAACCCUGUCCGUGGGAGAAAGUCAAACAAGUAAACGAGCACACUGUUGACUGUUGAUUAGACACUGUGACAGGUCUGUGAAGGCCAGUGUGCAGGGGGCACCAAGGGAAGAGUCCUCUUUCUGAGACAGCGACUGCUUCCUACGGGAGAGGAAACAAAUUACGCCUUGACAAUUACACCUCACUCAGCUAGUCUUCUCCAUUUGUGUGGUAUUUUGUUAAAUUAUCAGAGGCUUUAGUCAUGCCAGCUUUUCUUUAAAAGAGCCCCCAUCAGUAAAUGCAAAUGCAUUCCUCCAAGAAGUGCUCAUUUUCUCUGUCAGCAUUCAUCACAAAGGCUCUUUCAUAGCACCAGAAUAAAGGAAACCAGGCAAGGAAGAAAAGUAGAAUGUUGUGAUUUGUUGUGCCUGCAAUUGGAUUUGUUUAUUUGUGCUGUACUCUGCUGGAUGCUGGGGGAUAGAAGACCUGCCUAGUGGGAUGAGGAAAGUACAAAGUGACCCAGAGCAGAAGGCACUAGGGAUCCUUGGGAAAGGGUUACUUGGUGUGCCUGGAAGUUCUGAGGGGGAUAGGCACUGGGAAGGUGAAAUCAGCCUUCCUAAGGGCUGGCAUUGUGGUGUGAGAGGCCUAGGGACCGCCUGCAAUACAUCCCCAACUGCUCUGCUUCCCAUGCAGCUCCCUGCUAAUGCACCUGGGAAGGCAGCAGAAGCUGGGCCAAGUGCUUGGGCCCCUGCCACCCACCUGGAAGACCCAGAUGGAGUUCCUGGCUCCUGAGUUCAUCCUGGCUCAGCAGUGGCUAUUGUGGCCAUUUGAACAGUGAACCAGAGGAUGGAGAUCUCUUUCUCUGUCUCCCCCUUCUCUCUGCCUUUCAAAUAAAUAUAAAUCUUUUUUAAAAAGAUUAAAAUCCCUUUGAGAAAAAGUUCUAAAACUAAUGAUCUUGGGAGCAGGCAUUUAACACAGCCCAUGUUGGAGUGCUUAGGUUUAAGUCCCAGGUCUGGCUCCUGAUUCCAGGUUCCCACCAAUGCAGACCCUGGGAGGCAGUGGUGAUGGCUCAAGUAAUUGGUUCUGACACCACACAGAAGACCUGGAUUGUGUUCCUAAUACUGGAUAGGAGUUCACUUUUUUGUUGUUUUAAUAUUUAUUCAUUUUUAUUUAUUUGAAAGGCAGAGAAAGGGAGAGAGCGGUCUAUCCAUUGAUUCACUCUUCCAAUGCCUGCAACAGCCAGGGCUGGAGCAUGGAAGGGUCUCCCAGACUCAAGUACUUGAGCCAUCACUGCUGCCUCCCAGGCACAUUAGCAGGAAGCUAAAUCAGAAGCAGAGGCAGGACUGGAUCCUAGGUACUCUAAUAUGGGAUGUGGGCACACCAGGCAAUGGCUUAACAACACCCAUCCCGCCCCUCAUUAAAAAAAUAAAAAAAGAUUUAUCUAUUUGACAGGCAGAGUAACAGAGAGAGAGCGUGCUGGUUCACUCCUCAGAUGUCUGCAACAACUGGGGCUGGUCCAGUCUGAUGCCAGGAAACUAGACCUCCAUCCAGGUCUCCCACAUAGGUGGCAGGGACCCAGUUACUUCAGCCAUCAUCUGCUGCCUUCCCAGGCGCAUUAGCAGGUAGCUGGAUCGGAAGCAGAGGAGCAGGAACUUGGGAUGCUGGCAUUGCAGGCUAUGGUUUAACCCACUGCACCAUGAAGCCAGCCCCCACAUGCAUACAUUUUUGUAUGGACAUAUGUUUUCAUGUCUUUUUUUUUUUUUAAGAGAAAUUGUUAGCUUCCAUCCUUUUAAAAAUUUUUGUUUUUAUUUUAUUCGAAAGACUAAGAUCUUCAGUCUGCUGGUUCACUCCCCAAAUACCUGCAACACCCAGGGCUGGGCCAGGCCUUGGUCUCACAUGUGGGUGGCAGGACCCAAUCACUUGCUGCAUCCCAGAAUGGACAUUAGCAAGAGCCUGGACCAGAAGCAGAGGAGCCAGGCACUCCAACAUGGGAUGGAGGUGCCCUGAGCCACAGCUUGAGCACUGUGCCAAAACACCUGCUCCAAGUUAUGUGUUCCGGUUACUAGAUCCUUAGCAGGUCUAUGGUUAUGACUUUCCGGUAUUUUCUCUCAUUCUGUGGGUUUAAUUUCUUGACAUGUCCUCUGCAGCAUUGUGUACUACCUUUAACAAAUAUUUUAAUAUCUUGGGGGCAGACAUUUGGCCUAGUGUUUAAAAUGCUGGUUAACAUAAUGACUGGAUUUAAUACCCGGCUUCACUCCUGACCAUAGCUCCAACCCUGUUAAUGCAGACCCCCAGAGGAAGUGGUGGUGGCUCAAGUCACUGGGCUCCUGCCACCCACGUGGGACCUGCACGGCCUUCUGCUCCCAGCUUCAGCCUAUUCCAGCGCUAGCCGUUGCAGGCAUUUGGGGAGCGUGCUCUCACUAUAUCUCAAGUAGAAAUUUAAAAAUUAAAAAAAAAAUCUUUAAAAUAGAAACAUGAUUGGUAUUAAAUUACACUUUCAAAUUUAAUAAGUAUUAUAACUUUAGGUGCAAACCAUUGUCCCCAGGCUGUUCUGGAGCUUCUAAACUGAGAGUCUUGAGGUCACUGAGGGGCCCACCAGAGUGACAGCCAUCGCUUUUACAGCACUGAUGUACCAGGUGCUGUGUGGGCACUGCACGUGUGUCAGCUCAUCUAAUUCUCCUAGCAGUCCUGUGAGGUAGUGACUGGCUUCAUGACAGCAGCCGUACACCUCAGAGAACGGAAGCAGUACCGUAGCCCCAGGCUCUUGUCCCUCCCUUCCUCUGUCCACCUUCGCCAUCUCUCCCCGCUGCCGGCAUGGUGCCCGUGAGUGUCCUGGCUGGCGCUCUCACGCGCAUCAGCAGUGCAGAAAAGAGAGACAAAUGUCAGGUUCCUGUUACACCUGCUGCUAAGUCCUUGUCAGGUUUCUAACUGUAAUGAGGCAGUGUAGAGACCUUGGCGAAGUUGAAAUCAUCAGUGAUCACAGAGCUGGUACGGUAAACAAGUGUGGGGUGAUCGGCUUGAUGUGCAACCGAAAGAUCUAGAAAAGUGGCAGAAUAAUCUGCCCCCAUCCUGUCAGUUCAGUUCCAUUGUAUCGACAACCACAGCGGGCGUCCUGGGCCACGAAGAAGCCGGAUGAAAACACAACACGAGAGGGAAAACCCCGGGAUCCCCCCACCCCCCAGGGAUGUAAUACAUACAAAUAAAAAGGCCUCGGUGCAGGAAGCAAAAAGGAAAAUUCGCCUGGAGCCCGAGAGUCAGUAGCAGAGAGACAGGUUCCAGAAUCCGCUGCUCUCAGCCGCUACCUAGCUAGACCGAGAUGGAAUCAAACCAUUCCAAAGGCCGUCCGCACGGUGAGCGCCUGCUCUGUCCGCACCAACCCAGAAACCAGUGCCACCCACCCCGGCGCCUGCGUCGCUCCCCGGCCACUCGGCUGCAGGACCCUGGCUCCUCCCCAGGGGUCGCCAGGCUUCAGAGUUCUGUGAAGUAGCUGUGGAGUCGCCUACGUGCCCCGCACCCUCUCCCCGGGGUGGGCAGGGUUCUCAGAGUCCGGCGGCCAAUGAGCGCCUUGGAGCCGCCGAGUCAGCCCAGUGGGACUCUGAGGUGAGCGCUGGGUGGAACCAGCGGGACCGGCGGAACGGAGCCCCGCCGUGGUACCUGCUGUGUGCCGCACUGGCCGCCCUGAGCGGAACCAUGAGCUGGACCUGCCCGCGUUGCCAGCAACCUGUGUUCUUCGCUGAGAAGGUGAGCUCCCUGGGCAAGAACUGGCACCGCUUCUGCCUGAAAUGUGAGCGCUGCCACAGCGUCCUGUCCCCUGGCGGGCAUGCAGAGCACAAUGGGAGGCCAUACUGUCACAAGCCAUGCUACGGGGCUCUCUUCGGACCCAGGGGGGUGAACAUUGGUGGUGUGGGCUCGUACCUCUACAACCCGCCCGCUCCCACCCCUGUCAGCGCCACACCCCUCAGCCCCAGCAGCUUCAGCCCCCCCAGGCCAAGGACAGGCCUCCCGCAAGGCAAGAAAAGCCCUCCCCACAUGAAGACGUUCACGGGGGAGACUUCGCUGUGCCCUGGCUGUGGGGAGCCCGUCUAUUUUGCUGAGAAGGUGAUGUCUUUGGGCAGAAAUUGGCACCGACCCUGCCUGCGGUGCCAGCGCUGCCGGAAGACCCUGACGGCCGGGAGUCACGCCGAGCAUGACGGCGUCCCCUACUGCCACAUCCCCUGCUACGGCUACCUGUUUGGCCCCAAAGGCGUGAACAUCGGCGAUGUGGGCUGCUACGUCUAUGACCCUGUGGACGUAAAAUCCGAAUGAGACCCUCGCCCUGCCUCGGCCUUCCCCCGGCCCCUUGGUGGUCCCGCGGGAGCUGCAGAGCUCUCCAGUGCCCCAGUGCUGGGGGAAGACAGACCCCGCAGGCCUGGGUGUGGGCUGCACUCCGAGAUAGACCAGGGAGUCCGGACUUUCUCUGCCAAUUCUUCCCUUUCCUGUUCCUAGCUAGGCAGGGGACACAAGCCACCCCAUCGUGGAGGGUGGCCUCCUGGCCCUCCCAGUUCCUUUCUCAGUGAAUUCUGGAGCUUCAAGGUACUCAUCAAACUAUGUUUUCUUGAGCCUCAGCCUCUCUGUCUUCUGCAAUAAAAUGUCGGCUCCCA
Messenger RNA from Oryctolagus cuniculus (rabbit), 5674 nucleotides. It is a transcript of the gene CRIP3, whose product is annotated as cysteine rich protein 3. NCBI's taxonomy places the organism in Eukaryota, Metazoa, Chordata, Mammalia, Lagomorpha, Leporidae. Gene Ontology annotation, molecular function: zinc ion binding. Gene Ontology annotation, biological process: intrinsic apoptotic signaling pathway in response to DNA damage; regulation of gene expression. The record is from RefSeq and is a predicted model, not a curated record.